Coturnix japonica (Japanese quail) is the source of this 4512-nucleotide messenger RNA. RefSeq names its product Rap guanine nucleotide exchange factor 4 (gene RAPGEF4). Gene Ontology annotation, cellular component: plasma membrane. Gene Ontology annotation, molecular function: guanyl-nucleotide exchange factor activity. Gene Ontology annotation, biological process: Ras protein signal transduction. The record is from RefSeq and is a predicted model, not a curated record. NCBI's taxonomy places the organism in Eukaryota, Metazoa, Chordata, Aves, Galliformes, Phasianidae.
GGUGCUGGUAAAUCGGGCUCGAGCUUGCCUACCGGGGAGCUCAUAGAGGCUCCUCCUUUCGCACCUGGCCUUCCUGUCCAGCCCCGGCCCUAGGGUCCCGCCGGGGUCCGCUGCCCGGCCCACUACCUGCCGCGCUGAUGCGGCGGGGCCCUGGGCGAGCCCAUCGUGCGGAGGAAGGGAGGGAGGGAGCGAGCGAGCGAGCUUGGGAGCGGCGGAGGACGGACCGAGCGACCGGCAGGGAGGGGGGAGCCGCCGCCAGCCGGGUGUACGGCGACCUGAUCCCUGUCCAACAUGGUCGCCGCUCACACCUCCCAUUCUGCGUCCUCUGGCGAGUGGAUCGCGUGCCUGGAUAAAAGACCUUUGGAACGUUCCAGUGAAGAUGUAGAUAUAAUAUUCACACGACUGAAAGAAGUGAAGGCCUUUGAGAAAUUUCAUCCAAACCUUCUCCAGCAGAUAUGUCUGUGUGGAUAUUAUGAAAAUCUGGAAAAGGGGAUCACAUUAUUCCGUCAGGGCGAUAUUGGGUCCAACUGGUAUGCUGUUCUGACAGGCUCACUGGAUGUGAAGGUUUCUGAUACAAGCAACCACCAGGAUGCUGUAACAAUAUGCACCCUGGGAAUAGGAACUGCUUUUGGAGAGUCCAUUCUUGAUAACACUCCUCGCCAUGCCACCAUUGUUACCAGAGAAUAUAGCGAGCUCCUUCGAAUUGAGCAGAAAGACUUCAAAGCACUCUGGGAGAAAUACCGACAGUAUAUGUCUGGACUUCUUACUCCUCCUUAUGGUGUUAUGGAAACUGGCUCCAACAAUGACAGAAUGCCAGAUAAGGACAGUAUGUCAAGUGGUGCUCUUUGCCAAGUUUCUAAAAAUUGUAAUAAGACACCUCUUAUUGACUCUCACAUCCCACAUCGUCCCUCUAAAACCAUUACACAGGUUCCUUCAGAAAAGAUCCUCAGAGCUGGAAAGAUUUUGCGGAAUACAAUUCUGUCCCGAGCCCCUCACAUGAUAAGAGAUCGUAAAUAUCAUCUGAAGACUUACAGGCAAUGCUGUGUGGGGACAGAACUUGUUGACUGGAUGAUGCAGCAAAGCACUUGUGUCCACUCACGAAGUCAGGCUGUUGGCAUGUGGCAAGUAUUGCUGGAAGAAGGCGUUCUUAACCAUGUGGACCAGGAGCACCACUUUCAGGACAAAUACUUAUUUUAUCGAUUUUUGGAUGAUGAGCGUGAAGAUGCCCCUUUGCCAACAGAGGAAGAGAAAAAGGAGUGUGAUGAGGAGCUACAGGACACUAUGCUGCUUCUGUCUCAGAUCGGGCCGGAUGCACAUAUGAGGAUGAUUCUCAGAAAACCGCCUGGCCAGAGAAGUAUGGAUGAUUUAGAAAUUAUAUAUGAAGAACUUCUUCACAUUAAAGCCUUAUCUCAUCUUUCUACCACAGUAAAGCGAGAAUUAGCAGGUGUCCUCAUUUUUGAGUCGCAUCCCAAAGCUGGAACAGUCUUAUUUAAUCAGGGAGAAGAAGGUACUUCUUGGUACAUUAUCCUAAAGGGAUCAGUAAACGUAGUCAUUUAUGGCAAGGGUGUGGUAUGUACUCUGCAUGAAGGAGAUGAUUUCGGCAAGCUAGCACUUGUGAAUGAUGCUCCCAGAGCAGCAUCUAUUGUUCUACGUGAAGACAACUGCCACUUUUUGAGAGUAGACAAAGAGGACUUCAAUAGAAUCCUUAGGGAUGUGGAAGCAAAUACUGUAAGACUCAAAGAACAUGACCAGGAUGUCUUGGUGUUGGAGAAGAUCCCAGCAGGAAACAGAGUUUCUAAUCAAGGAAGUUCACAGCCCCAGCACAAAUAUAUUGUGAUGUCAGGAACUCCAGAGAAAAUUUUAGAGCACUUUCUAGAAACUAUGCGCCUUGAAGCAACUUUAAAUGAAGCAACAGAUUCUGCUUUAAAUGAUUUCAUUAUGAUGCACUGUGUUUUUAUGCCAAAUAGUCAGCUCUGCCCAGCCUUGAUGGCACAUUAUCAUGCCCAGCCUUCCCAGGGUACAGAGCAAGAGAAAAUGGAUUAUGCUCUCAACAACAAAAGGAGAGUCAUUCGACUGGUUCUGCAGUGGGCUGCUUUAUAUGGGGACUUGCUACAAGAGGAUGAAGCAGCAAUGGCCUUUUUAGAGGAAUUUUAUGUAUCUGUGUCAGAUGAUACUAGGAUGAUUGCAGCACUAAAGGAGCAACUUCCAGAGCUAGAGAAAAUUGUAAAGCAAGUAGCUGAGGAGCCUAAAGGACCACAAAAGAAGCACAAAGUUCUUCUGCAGCUGUUUAAUACAAGUGAUGACAGAGCACAGAAACGCCAGCCUAUCAGGGGCAGUGAUGAGGUUCUUUUUAAGGUGUACUGCAUAGACCAAACCUACACCACUAUCCGCGUGCCGGUGUCUUCGUCUGUGAAGGAAGUGAUCAGCGCAGUUGCAGACAAGCUGGGUUCUGGAGAAGGCCUUAUCAUAGUAAAGAUGAGCUCAGGGGGAGAAAAAGUUGUGCUCAAGCCUCAUGAUGUUUCUGUGUUUACAACUCUCAGUGUUAAUGGACGGCUCUUCGCUUGCCCGCGUGACCAGUUUGAUUCACUGGCACCGUUACCAGAACAAGAGGGACCAUCAGCUGGUACAGUUGGAACGUUUGAACUGAUGAGCUCCAAAGACCUGGCACAUCAGAUGACAAUUUAUGACUGGGAGCUCUUCAACUGUGUGCAUGAGCUGGAACUGAUCUAUCACACUUUUGGAAGGCACAAUUUUAAAAAGACCACAGCAAAUCUGGAUUUAUUUUUAAGAAGAUUUAAUGAAAUUCAGUUCUGGGUGGUCACUGAGAUCUGUCUUUGCUCUCAACUCAGCAAGCGUGUGCAGAUAUUGAAGAAAUAUAUUAAGAUAGCUGCCCACUGUAAAGAAUACAAAAAUCUGAAUUCCUUUUUCGCUAUUAUUAUGGGACUGAGUAAUGUUGCUGUGAGCCGCCUUUCACUGACAUGGGAGAAACUUCCAAGCAAGUUCAAGAAGAUCUAUGCAGAAUUUGAAAGCUUAAUGGAUCCAUCAAGAAACCAUAGGGCCUACAGACUAACUGUAGCUAAAUUGGAUCCUCCAAUAAUUCCUUUCAUGCCUCUACUUAUAAAAGACAUGACGUUUACUCAUGAGGGAAAUAAGACGCUCACUGACAACCUAGUAAACUUCGAGAAGAUGCGCAUGAUUGCCAACACUGUCAGGACGGUGAAGUUCUGCCGAAGUCAAUCUUUCAAUCCUGACGCAGCCCUAGCUAAUAAGAACCAUCAGGAUGUUCGGAGCUAUGUGAGGCAAUUAAAUGUGAUUGACAACCAGAGAACUUUAUCACAGAUGUCUCACCGACUAGAGCCACGUCGGGCAUAAACAUUUGAAGCAAUGAUGAGAAAUGAUCUUUUAUCCUGUCAAGGUCACUUGUUAAGAACUUCACUUUCUCUGCGACUGCACUGCCACUACAAAAAUAAGCAAAAACAUAUUGUAAGGUCUUAGGCAAUGCACAAUGUACUGCCUGUCAGAGAACUUUGACUGAGAAAGAAUUUAUGCACUGUAGCUGUAAGGGUGGCCAUGUUGUGUACUAUUAAUUCAUUUUAAAGUGUGGUAAAUGAUUUUUGUAUGGAUUUUAAAAAAGGGGAAGAAGAAAAAUGGUGUAAAAUUCACACACACACACAAAAGAAAAAAAAAUAAAAGGCUUCUAACACUUCUAAGGGAGACACUGUUUUGCUCUCUAACUAAAAAUAUAUGUUUUAUAAUUUCUUGCCUAGGUCAGGAAAAAACUGACAUGACAGUUUUGCUUCCCCAGCUACUGCUGACCUCAAUAUGAGAUGUAGGUAAGCAUCUGAUAAUAGAGCAGAGGUUUGGGAGAAUUGUCCAAGGUACAGUUCCAUUCAGGGAAUACUUAAAAAAUUCCCUUUGAAAUACAGCAGAUACUAAGAAAAAAUUCUAAUAUUAUUCGUACUGCCUACUUCAAGCAGUGUGGCCACUUCAGAAAACUGACAGGACUGAAUAUAUUUUGAAUGAUAACUAGAUUAAUCUGUGUUUACAUUUUACUUCUUUUUUUAAACUAUCAGGUUUUUACAAAAUUCCACUUUGAAUUAGUAAUGCUGUCAAAACCUUCAAUAGCAUAAAGGUAGCAAAAGACUGGUUCAAAAUGAGCACAAUAUGCACAAACAGAUUUCCUGAUAAUAGUUUCCUGGACAUCAGACCUUCAGCUAUGAUUAAUACUGGCUGGCUAACAAGUAUUUUCUGGUCUUAAGCAUUUACAAAUAUCUAAAUUUUCAGCCAAUUGUUUUGCACUUUCAACAGUCUGUAAAUAAAUAUUAAUUCAUUACAUUCUAGAAUAUUUAUUUAUGUAAUAACCACUGUACAAAAAUAAUUGUUUUAUUUAUUUUAUUGAGCAUGUUCUCAAGUGCAGCAUUUGUCUUUAUGUGCAUCUCAUAUGUAGGAAUUGUGUGACAUGUGUUUUCUGUAAAUAACAUGCAGUACCUUAUUAAACGUAAUUGCCAGAAA